AAAAUCAAGUGCGCCGGUGCCCACCCCAACGGUUCGCGCUCGCUCCAUACUUACACUUUCUUCUCUGUCUGAUUUUCUCUCCUUCUCCGCCAUCGUCAUGGCCAUCUCUCUGCAACUCUGCCGUGUCUCUCUCCGCACUGACCUCUUCUCCCGCGGGAACCUUGCUCCUCUUAAUCGUCCGAAGUCUCUAUCUGUUCGAUGCUCCGCCGGUGGCGAUGAGUCGGCUUCUGGUUCUGUUUCCGUGGAAUCCGAUUUUGAUGCUAAAGUUUUUAGGCAUAACUUGACGCGAAGCAAGAAUUAUAAUCGGAGAGGUUUUGGACAUAAGGAAGAGACUCUCGAGCUCAUGAGUCAAGAGUACACCAGUGAUAUCAUAAAGACUUUGAAGGAAAAUGGGUAUCAGUACACAUGGGGAAAUGUUACCGUUAAAUUGGCAGAAGCUUAUGGGUUUUGCUGGGGCGUUGAGCGGGCUGUCCAGAUUGCUUAUGAAGCGAGGAAACAGUUUCCUGAUGAGAAGAUUUGGCUUACCAAUGAGAUUAUUCACAACCCAACUGUUAAUAAGCGUUUAGAAGAGAUGAAUGUUCAAAAUAUUCCUGUUGAAGAAGGAAAGAAACACUUUGAAGUUGUGGACAGUGGUGAUGUUGUGAUUUUGCCUGCUUUUGGGGCUGCUGUGGAGGAGAUGUUAACUUUGAGCAACAAAAAUGUGCAAAUUGUUGAUACAACUUGUCCUUGGGUGUCCAAGGUUUGGAAUACUGUUGAGAAGCACAAGAAGGGAGACUACACUUCAAUCAUUCAUGGUAAAUAUUCUCAUGAGGAAACAGUAGCUACUGCCUCUUUUGCCGGGAAACAUAUCAUUGUGAAGGAUAUGAAAGAGGCAAUGUAUGUGUGUGAUUACAUUCUUGGUGGUCAACUUAAUGGAUCUAGCUCAACAAAAGAGGCAUUUCUAGAGAAAUUUAAAUAUGCAGUUUCUGAGGGAUUUGAUCCAGAUGUUGAUCUGGUUAGGGUCGGCAUUGCAAAUCAAACUACAAUGCUUAAGGGAGAAACGGAAGAUAUUGGAAAAUUGGUGGAGAAGACUCUGAUGCGUAGAUAUGGAGUGGAAAAUGUCAAUGACCACUUUAUUAGCUUUAACACCAUUUGUGAUGCUACUCAAGAGCGGCAAGAUGCUAUGUUUAAGUUGGUGGAGGAGAAAGUGGAUCUUAUUUUAGUAAUUGGUGGAUGGAACUCAAGCAACACCUCACACCUCCAAGAAAUUGCAGAGCUCCGUGGAAUUCCUUCAUAUUGGAUUGACACUGAACAGAGGAUUGGUCCAGGAAACAAAAUAGCUUAUAAGUUGAAUCAUGGGGAGUUGGUUGAGAAAGAUAACUUUCUACCAGAAGGUCCCAUUACAAUCGGUGUAACAUCUGGUGCCUCUACUCCUGAUAAGGUUGUUGAAGAUGCCCUUGUCAGAGUGUUCAAUAUCAAACGUGAAGAAGCCUUGCAGGUAGCAUAAAUGUAGCUUGUAGCGCAUCAUAAAAAUGGCAGUUAGACGAUAAACUGAGUAUAUCAUUAGCAAGAAAGGCUGUGCAACAUCCUUGAUAUACCAUUUCAUGUAUUCAAUUUCAUAAUGUUGGUUAUAUAGAGUGUGGUUUUAAGAGCUGCAAUUAGUGGUUGGAUAAUCUGACUGGAAAAAACUCUUGGGUCCACACAAGCAAGCAGCCUAUUUCACUCAGAUUUCAGAAUAAGAGAAAACUUAAGUGCUAAGAGAACCUUCUACCAUUUUUUUUUCCCUUGCAAUUUUUUUUGCUUUAGGCUUGGCUAUGUUGCUCCACUUAUGACAUUGCCGUGCCAUCGGUUGCAUCUGGUACAAUGUUAACCUGUGGACAUGUAAAGGAUAUAAUAAGUGUUGUAUUAUGAAAUUCAUAUUAAAUACCAUUAGUGUUAUCAUAUGAACUUCUGAAUUA
Messenger RNA from Manihot esculenta (cassava), 1937 nucleotides. Its product is annotated as 4-hydroxy-3-methylbut-2-enyl diphosphate reductase, chloroplastic. The record is from RefSeq and is a predicted model, not a curated record. Gene Ontology annotation, molecular function: 4-hydroxy-3-methylbut-2-enyl diphosphate reductase activity; metal ion binding. NCBI's taxonomy places the organism in Eukaryota, Viridiplantae, Streptophyta, Magnoliopsida, Malpighiales, Euphorbiaceae. Gene Ontology annotation, biological process: isopentenyl diphosphate biosynthetic process, methylerythritol phosphate pathway; dimethylallyl diphosphate biosynthetic process. Bases 98 to 1486 code for a protein of 462 amino acids. The transcript is spliced from 10 exons.